This is a messenger RNA of Electrophorus electricus (electric eel), 4615 nucleotides long. It is a transcript of the gene nbr1b, whose product is annotated as NBR1 autophagy cargo receptor b. Gene Ontology annotation, molecular function: ubiquitin binding. NCBI's taxonomy places the organism in Eukaryota, Metazoa, Chordata, Actinopteri, Gymnotiformes, Gymnotidae. Gene Ontology annotation, biological process: macroautophagy. The record is from RefSeq and is a predicted model, not a curated record. Gene Ontology annotation, cellular component: phagophore assembly site.
GUCGCUGAUGUAAACACAGAAGGCGAUUCUCAUCAGGUAAAUCGCAAGGCCGUAACGUCGAGGCGACUUUUAUAAACCAUUCUUAAUCAUCUAUGCAACGCCUCGGUGGCGGUUAUUGGUAGCCAUGGACUUUUACAUCAGUCUAAAGGUGAAUUUCAGAGGAAACGCGAAGAGUUUUUUGCUGUCCGGAUCCGAGACGAAGAGUUGGGAGUCUAUGGAGGCCAUGGUAAAGAGGUCUUUCGGUUUAUGCAGUCUACAGUUGACAUACUUUGAUGAGGAAAAUGAAGAGGUAUCAGUCAACAGCCAGUUGGAGUACGAAGAGGCUCUUAAGAGUGCAGCAAGACAGGGAAACAGGCUGCAGAUGAACGUUUAUGAGACCAGGGGCACCACUGGCAGAGUGCCCGGACCGGGACCGGGCCCGAGUCUGGGCCAGACCAAAGCAGGAACUCUGGCAGAGCCCAAGAAGGGCUUCCGCCCACCCCAGCACUGCCCAACGCUGGCACAGGUGGUGAGCCGAAAGGUUCAGGCAGCUGUGCCUGAGGAGGGUUCGGUGACUCUUAAUGAGCUUAAGGGCAGUAAAGUGGAGGACAAGACGCCUCCUGCCUGGUUCACUUCAUACAUGGAAAAGUUCAAGGACCAGGUUGUCCGGGAGGCAGUGGAGAAGAUCUGUAGGGAGUUUUCAGGCCAGUGCUGUAUCCACAAGCCUGUGGGAGCUGAAACCCAGGUCCCUGAGGUGACGUCCUCCACCCUGCCAGGAGCCCCCAGCUCUGCCCCGGCCUGCAGCAGCUGCCGUGGGCAGACUGCAGGUGGAGGCUACCAAUGCAGUGUGUGCACGUCCUGCACUCUAUGUGAGCCUUGUAGCUUCUCACACGACCCCAGCCACAACCUGGUGCGGGCCAGAACCCCUCUGUCCAUCCCUGAACAUGGUUCGCCAGCUCCGGAUCACAGCAGGUUCUACAGGCGGGGGGACCGGAGCUUCCGCAAGGCGGAGAAGCAGCGUUUGAAGGCGGAGAAGCGGCAGCUGAAGGCGGAGGUGAAGGAGAUCAGGAAGCAGCUGCGGAUGGAGCGGAGGGGGCUGCAGUGGGGCCCCAGCGGAGACGGCAGCUCCUCCCCGGUCCUGCUACAGCCGCGUGCCACGCAAGCCAGCAGCCCAGAGCGUCCGAAGCGCCCGUGUCCCCUCGCUGUGCCCGCCAUGACAGCACUGCUGCUAGACGAGAACCUGCCUGAUGGGUCACGCCUGCGUCCAGGGGUCAAGUUCAUCAAGUACUGGAAGAUGAAGAACAGUGGCAGAAUGUGCUGGAACUCGGAGACCAAACUCAAGUUCAUGUGGGGUAACCUGGCCGUGGGCUCAGGUGAGAGCUGGAGGGAGGUCCCUGUACCCAUGCUGCAGUCCGGCCAGGUGGGCGUGAUCAGUGUGGCCCUCUGUGCUCCGACCGUGGAGGGCACCUACACCUCCCACUGGCGCCUGGCACACAGAGGGGAGCAGUUUGGGCCGCGGGUGUGGUGCAGCAUCGUCGUGGACCCACACGCUCCUACAGCCAUCUCCGCUGAUGGCCUGCUCAUCUCUCCUUGUGCCACUCCUCAAGAGAAAUCAGCCCGUACCUUAGAGAGAGAAGAGAAGUGUCGAGCUGCAACCAGGGAACAGCUGCUCAUUACAGUAGACCAGGACUGUGAGCAGGAAUUCUACAUUCCUUCAGUGGACCUCCUCACAGCCCAGGACUUGCUGUCAUUUGAGCUGCUGGACAUCAACAUUGUACAGGAGCUGGAGAGUGUACCAAACAAUACCCCAGCUGAUCUUACUCCAUGCAUCUCCCCUCUGCCCCAAGAUGCACUGCUUCAGGAAAAGGACCCUCUAGGGCUGGUCCAAGAAGAGGCAGAAGCCCAAGGAGUCAGUAGUAUUCUGGAUGUUACCCAGGGGCCUGAGUUGGGAGGGGUACCAGCGCAGGAGAAGGGAGAAGAGGACAUCAUUGGGCCUCGGUUUGCAAGCGAAUCUGUGAUUCGUUCUCUCACCUUGGGGGAGGUGCUAGACCCCAGCAUACUUCACGGGAGAUGCCCUAACAAAGUGUUGCGCCCAGCACCCCAAGGCUCAGUGUCCCUUUGUGACUGGAAGUUGGAGAAGGUGGAGAAAGUGACGGACAGCAGGGAGGUCCCUGUCCUAGAACCACAUAAAGCAGACAGCGGAGGUGUCCACAUCACCCCACCUCACGCACCCACUGAGAGAACCCCAGCACCUACCCCACCCUUGACUGGACCUGGUGAUCAGCUCACCAACGAUGAAGGGAGCGAGUCAGACAUUGAGCGAAUCUUGGUGGACCCGGCUGGUGGCGAGCGGUUUGAGGAAGAGGAGUCGGGGGAGAAGAAAAAGAAGAAGAAGAAAGAGAAGAAAAGUGGGGAAGAGGAGGGAGCGAAAGACGGGGAGGAAGAGGAGGAGAGCCGCAGCCGCACCUCCUCUGCCUCCUCCGAAGAUUACAUCAUCAUCCUGCCGGACUGCUUUGACACAAGCCGACCGCUGGGGGAGUCCAUGUACAGCUCCGCCCUCUCCCAGCCCGGUGAUGAUGAGCCUGUCGGAAUGGACCAGCCCGACCCGACCCUGACCCCGACCCUGACCCCGGAGCUCUGCUCAGCAGGCGACAUGCACACGAGUAUCAAUGCUAAUGACAUGCUCUGUGCAUCACAGACGCUGGACUCUGUGCCCCUCAUUCCUGUGGUUGUAGUUACACCCAGGGCCUUGGACAAGUCCAGCUCCAAGCCAGAGGAGGAGGCAGAACCAAUAGAGACUCUACAGGAUGCAGAAUCACAGAAGCUAGAGGAGAAAGAUGGCCAGGAACCUCAUGAGCCUGUGUCUGGUCUGUCUGAGCCUGGAAGCUCAUGUACAACUGCUAAUUCUGAGAUCCAGGAGCUCAGGGCCAACAGUAUCACCGGAGGCCUGGUGAAAGGGGCUCUCUCUGUGGCAGCCUCAGCCUAUAAAGCCCUCUUUACUGGGCAGCCAGGCCCUUCCCAGCUCCCUGAGGAAGCAGCCACUCAGGACGCUAUGAUGGCGGUGCUAGUGGAGAUGGGCUUCGGUGACAGGGCGCUGAACCAGCGGCUGCUGCAGAAACACGGGCGCAACCUGCUCGACGUGGUCAACGAGCUAGUGCACACGCAGGACAACGACUGUUUGCAGAAAGAAGAGGACGUUGCAGUUAGACUGAACUGUGUCUGAACCGCCAAGACUGCCUGUACUCUGACCAUACUCUAAGGCUGGGAAGAGAUGUGUGGGUAGCCUGCAGGUAGAUUGCUGAUGGCACUCAGCCAGCCAUCUUGACGAAGUCUGCAUGACUUUUAGGAAUGUAUAGCGCAGUCUGCUUUUAUGUUGCUUGUGGGAAAAAAAAGCACUUUGGGAUGAACCUCGUCAGUCUUGUGACAUUUCCUGAUCACCAUUUCUAAUACUCAUUACAUUCCUAAUAAUGGUUUCAUAUCAAACAGGGUUCUACAGGUGUGUUGGCUGCAGUGUGAAAUGUUGCUAUAGAAAUGUGUUCUAUCUGUUUUCUUGCUUUUGCCAUGCCGUGGGUAAGCCUGCAGGUGUAGCUGACAAAGGGUGGAGUACUGUGAAUAAUGCCACGGCUCCGCCAGGAAUGUGCCCCAUUCCGGACACAGGCCUCCUAAUGGGGCUGUCUAGCUCUGCAUUCGGGAGAGGAAUAUACUCGGGAGACACAUGGAUCUAAUGGAGUUAUUAGUAUAUGCUCAGAAAUUAACAGUAGUAACAAUCGUGAAAUAUUUACACUUUUCUCCAGUUUUGAGGCUGAAAGUGUAGAUAUACUUGUAGCUAAGAAAUUGUGCUCAGUCCAAAACAGAAAAUUGACUUUAAAUUAAAAAUUGAUAUAUAUUUUGAUAAAUAAUUAAAUUUCUCUUCUACUUGAAAUGUAAAUGUACCUUAAGAUAAUUUUUCUUUCUUGGGAGAUUUGAACCAACUUUGUGGAAGCAGCAAGCAAACAAGGAAAGCAUCCCCCUAAGUGCUGUAAUGUACAUUCAUUAACUUUGUAGGAUAUAUCUGAGAAGCUCAUUUAUGUCAGAAUUUUGUUAGUUUUACGUAAAAGUAGUAGGCUGUGUGAAGUGAGUAAUCUCCUCUGGUCUGCUUUAUCGACUUGUGUAGUGAUUUUACGGCUUGCUACGACGGACGUGUGGAUGCAUUUGGGUUCCAUGCCAUCUCUCUACGACUGCUCACUCUUUCUUCAGCACCUUCUGUGUCUUCUGAGUUGUGUCUUCAGUGCGUGCUGGAGUGACUGGAAGUGCAAACAGACCAAAAGGAUUUUGCUCUUGUGAUUUUUAAAAGUUCUGUCAGCAGGUUUGUGGAUGAAGGAUGGCUGCAUAGUAAAUCAGAUCAUUAUCUUCUUUAUUUAACAUACACCUGAUGUAUGAAUCUAAUAAAUGUCACGGUAGCUCCACUUUGUCUGUCUUUUACUGUGCAGUUGUAGAACAAACAAGCUUUUGAGCAGAAAAAAUAAAAGCGUAAAUUAGAGGUUAACCCAUGACCAGCCAUCUAUCUAUGCUUAGGUAAUGAAACCAGCAUCUAGAUGUCAUGAUAUUGAAUACAGUGCUGUACAGUGUAUGAAUAUAAAAAGGUGGUCAAACUAUA